Molecule: messenger RNA, 3126 nt
Organism: Cantharellus anzutake
Lineage: Eukaryota; Fungi; Basidiomycota; Agaricomycetes; Cantharellales; Hydnaceae
Product: histidine biosynthesis trifunctional-protein
Exons: 4
Coding region: 284-2878 (864 amino acids)
Biological process (GO): L-histidine biosynthetic process
Cellular component (GO): cytoplasm
Molecular function (GO): metal ion binding; NAD binding; phosphoribosyl-AMP cyclohydrolase activity
Source: RefSeq, a predicted model, not a curated record
UUGACAGGUCGUGGCAUUAGAGAAUAAUGUGUUGAUGGUUGAUAAGAGGCAACUGAAGAAACCUACGCGCCAGAGCUUGGCUUCUCCCGCUCGAACACGCCCGCGCAAAUAAUGCGUGAUUGUCAGUAUCGUAUUCUUCGUUUAUUGGGUCGUUUGUCACCCGCUCGCAUAUGCAGUAAGAUGUCUUACCUACCUAUCGUAUAAUCUCUGUGUUCGCCGUCUCAAAUUUGUACUUCACUGUACCAAUCAAAUUCCGUUAUUCCCGAAAACGAUUCUUUCCCACAUGAUCGAUGCAGCAUCACGUGUCUUCAAUUCUCGAUCCAUAUAUUGUCGGGUUUCGAUGCUUUCUUUUUUAUCGUUGAACGACAACGUAGACGAGGAUCUGCUUAUUGCUGCCGGCAGGGUAGCACCCGUCGUCGUUCUAUCAUCGAAUCUCUCGAUUGAUCUUCCAACUUCGAAAUAUUUUGUUCUCGCCGAUUCAAACGAUUUGGGGUCUUUCACAGUCGACGACGUGACGUCCUGGCUUAAUGAUGGAGCAGAAAAAGCGAUCUUGCCCCUGGCUCUCGUAAAGUUAUGCAUAAAUAUCUUACCCAAAGAAAAGUUGCUCUUGUAUUUGGAUCCGAUGACUACUAGUACCAUCACGGACACCAUUCGAAGUGGGAUAUCUGGACUUCUAUUGCGAACAGCCCAAAGCGAGUUCGAUCUCUCGGCCAUCAAGAGGUUCUUCUCUGGACUAGAUCUUUACGUUUACCUUGAAUCGGACUCUCCACCUCUUCCUAGCACCAUACGCGAACUGUCCAAACAGUCCAUCACGAUCGUCAUCCCGACCUCACAACUUACGCUAUCCCAAACCACCCAGACCCAUAUCAAUGUAGGGGAUGCCUUUUUGGCUCCUGUCUCUUCUGACCGCCCAGACGGUUUAUUCCCUACCGUUGUGUCUGCGUACGAUCGUUCGGGUACAAGCCUUGGGUUAGUAUAUUCGUCAGCUGAGUCGGUCCGUGAGUCCAUUAUCACCGGGAAGGGAGUCUAUCAGAGCCGAAAGCAUGGAUUAUGGAGGAAAGGGGACACAUCAGGAGCGACGCAGGACGUGAUCUCGAUUCGUGCCGACUGUGAUCACGACUCGUUGGAAUUUAGUGUCAUACAGCACGGAUCAGGAUUCUGUCAUACAGGGUCAGCGAGCUGCUUUGGAGAAUUUCGGGGUUUCUCCGCAUUACAAUCUACGAUUCACUCCCGGAGAGCCACAGCCGUCCCAGGUUCCUAUACUCGUCGGCUUUUUGACGACUCUGUGCUAUUGGCAGCAAAAAUCCGGGAAGAAGCUGACGAGCUUAUCGCCGCAAAGUCGCAGCAGGAUGUGGCGUUCGAGGCUGCAGACCUCCUUUAUUUCGUUUUGACCUAUUGCAUUUCGAAAAACGUCAAUCUCGUCGACAUCGAGGAGGCACUCGAUAGAAAAGCUAGGAAAGUCACCCGCAGACCAGGAAAUGUAAAGCCACAGUACCUCAACGCCAUCUCUCGGGAGAUUCCCGCGCUGGAGGUGUCGUCAGCGCCCUCCAGGUCGACAACGGGUUCUGACCUUAUCCGGAUGAAAUUUGCGAAUCUCGACGGCCUCGAUAAGGAUUCACGACUUCAGCUUCUGAAGAGGCCGGUGUUGAAGUCUGACGAGAUGAUAGAAAAAGUGAAGCCGAUUGUUUCGGAAGUCCGGAAUAGGGGGGAUGCUGCUCUCCUUGAAUUCACCACGAAAUUCGACAAGGCAGAGUUGACAUCAACCGUGAUUAAACCGCCCUUCCCCCAGGAGUCUAUCAUUCUUCCACAUGAUGUCAAAAACGCCAUUGAUAUCGCAUAUCAAAACAUCCUGACCUUCCAUCAGGCCCAACAAGAAAAGGCUACUCUGACAGUGGAGACCACGCCAGGUGUCGUUUGCUCUCGCUUCGCACGCCCUAUUGCACGCGUUGGCCUAUAUGUUCCCGGAGGUACCGCUAUUUUGCCUUCGACGGCACUCAUGCUAGGUGUUCCGGCUCAAGUGGCAGGGUGCAGGGAGAUCGUCAUUGCAACCCCACCACGUCCCGAUGGCAGCAUUGCCCCAGAGGUGAUGUAUGUUGCGCAGCUCGUUGGGUCAUCGACGAUUCUGAAGGCGGGAGGGGCACAGGCUGUUUCAGCCAUGGCGUAUGGGACUAAAACUGUGCCGAAGGUUGACAAGAUCUUGGGGCCAGGGAAUCAGUGGGUCACUGCGGCGAAGAUGUUGGUACAGAAUGACACAGACGCACUUGUUUCUAUCGAUAUGCCAGCAGGCCCCUCGGAGGUUCUUGUCAUAUCGGAUUGGACGGGCAAUCCGGCUUACGUCGCGGCUGACCUCCUAUCUCAGGCUGAACAUGGAGUUGAUUCACAAGUGGUCCUCGUUGCCGUCAACCUGACCCCGUCACGCCUUGCCGAGAUUGAAGCCGAAGUAGAUAAACAAGCGAAGGCCCUCCCACGUGUGGAUAUUGUUCGAGAGUCGAUCGCGAAGAGCGUCAUCGUUUCGACAUCGUCACUUGAGCAAGCUAUCGGCUUCUCAAAUGAUUAUGCUCCGGAGCAUCUGAUCUUGCACUUGGAAAACGCCCGAGACGUGCUAAAAAAGGUUGAGAAUGCAGGGAGCGUGUUCGUCGGGCCAUUCACCCCAGAGAGUUGUGGUGACUAUGCCUCAGGCACCAAUCACACCCUCCCGACAAAUGGUUAUGCUCGGCAAUUCAGCGGCGUCAAUCUCCAGUCGUUCCAAAAGCACAUUACUUCGCAAGAAAUUACACAGGAAGGGCUUCAGAAGCUGGGGCCGGUGGUUGUGACGCUCGCGGAGUGCGAGGGACUAUCAGCUCAUGCUAAUGCGGUUCGGGUGAGGUUACAGGGGUGAUGUAAUUCUGGAUCUUAAGGUGGGUGGGAUUGUAUUUCUCCGUCCUAAAGCGUGUGUAUAUGUGGCGGAGUCAUUGGUGUACGUGUAAUUAAGAAUCAAAUUGAUUUAUUGGGGAGAUGGUUAUUUCGAGUCGCGGGUCUACGCUGCUCUUAGACUAUCGCGAAUGAGCUGAGGGUAGCGCGCUCCCAGAGGCGAUGAGUGAGGCUAAGUGUGUUUUUGCAUGAGCGUUCGGUGUGCGAAUGUAUGCG